UCGGCCUCCCUAAGUGCUGGGAUUACAGGCGUGAGCCACCGCGCCAGGCCCUACACCACUUUUAAAAGUCGUGUUUCUUCUCUUUUUUAUACUGUUGUACUUUUGAUUUCUAGGGAAUGAUUCGCAAACUCACCCCUGACGCCAUGUCCCUUGGCCACUAUGCUUCUAUAUACAAAAAGUGCCAUUAACGAGUGGGUAGAACUCGAGGGGUGGAGCCUCCGUCCUUGGGCCUGAAGCGAAUGUCCCUCAAUGCGCCUGCGAGACUCCCACGCCCUGGGAAGGAUGCCUAUCGAUUCGCUCUGGGCUCGGCAGCUCUUUCUGAUAGCAGGCGGCCAUCUUGCCUGGAGCCUGAGAAAGGGAGGACAGAAGGAACCGGCGACAGUGGUCUCAGGGCCGCUCCGGGGGGCCUCAAGAACCGGAGGCAGCCCCGGAGGCUCCCGCGGGCGGACACGCCAGAGGAGGAGGCCGGGGAAUGGCCGCGGUGUGGCAGCAAGUCUUAGCAGUGGACGCGAGGUGAGGCGUGGGGUCGAAGCCCAUGGGAGCAGAACUUACUGUGGUGCAUGCGCAAUGGCGAUAAGUGAGGCUGGGCGGCGAACUUGCCUUAAUGCGGCUGCGUGGGCUUGCCGGAGGUACAACGCGUACCGCACACCAACGUUUCCACAGUUUCGGACGCAGUAUAUCCGCCGGCGCAGCCAGCUGCUGCGGGAGAAUGCCAAGGCUGGGCACCCCCCAGCGCUGCGUCGGCAGUACCUGAGGCUUCGGGGGCAGCUGCUGGGCCAGCGCUACGGACCCCUCUCCGAGCCAGGCAGUGCUCGUGCCUAUAGCAACAGCAUCGUCCGCAGUAGCCGCACUACCCUUGACCGCAUGGAGGACUUUGAGGAUGAUCCUCGGGCCCUGGGGGCCCGUGGGCACCGUCGUUCUGUCAGCCGAGGCUCCUACCAGCUGCAGGCGCAGAUGAACCGUGCUGUCUAUGAGGACAGGCCCCCUGGCAGCGUGGUGCCCACGUCAGCGGCAGAGGCAAGUCGGGCCAUGGCCGGGGACACAUCACUGAGCGAGAACUAUGCCUUUGCGGGCAUGUACCAUGUUUUUGACCAGCACGUGGAUGAGGCAGUCCCAAGGGUGCGCUUCGCGAAUGAUGACCGGCACCGCCUGGCCUGCUGCUCACUCGACGGCAGCAUCUCCCUGUGCCAGCUGGUGCCCGCCCCACCCACAGUGCUUCGUGUGCUACGGGGCCACACCCGUGGUGUCUCUGACUUCGCCUGGUCCCUCUCCAAUGACAUCCUCGUGUCCACCUCACUGGAUGCCACCAUGCGCAUCUGGGCCUCUGAGGAUGGCCGCUGCAUCCGGGAGAUCCCUGACCCCGAUGGCGCUGAACUGCUCUGCUGCACCUUCCAGCCUGUCAACAACAACCUCACCGUGGUGGGGAACGCCAAGCACAACGUGCAUGUCAUGAACAUCUCCACGGGCAAGAAAGUGAAGGGGGGCUCCAGCAAGCUGACGGGCCGUGUCCUUGCUCUGUCCUUUGAUGCCCCUGGCCGGCUGCUCUGGGCGGGUGAUGACCGUGGCAGUGUCUUCUCUUUCCUCUUCGACAUGGCCACGGGGAAGCUGACCAAAGCCAAGCGUCUGGUGGUGCAUGAGGGGAGCCCUGUGACCAGCAUCUCAGCCCGGUCCUGGGUCAGCCGCGAGGCCCGGGAUCCCUCACUGCUCAUCAAUGCUUGCCUCAACAAGCUGCUGCUCUACAGGUGGGUCCCCCAUCAGGGCCUCCUGGAGAUGGAGGGCCUGCCUCCUCCAGCACACUGGGACAGUAGCUCAUCUCCUCCAUCAGGUUAAUUUAAUUGAGGGAGCAGUAGUAGCAGUUAACAGUAAUAGCAAUAGUGAGCACGUUUACAGCAAUCACUGCGGCCAGGCCCUGUUCGAAGCAGUUUCCACGUAUCACCAUAUCGAAUCCUUGCACCGAUCUGUGAGGUAGGUGCUGUUAUUAUUUCCAUUUUGCAGGCGAGCAAACUAAAGCAUAAAAUAGAUUAGGGUUACCUAAAGCAGAGGCCUGUUUUCCUUCCUUUUUUCUUUUAUUGUUUUUGUUUUUAUUUUUGCGGGGGGCAAUGUGGGGGUUACUGUCCCCACUCACAUCUGUCAUGUUGCCCAAAUGCAGUUCUCAGCCUGGGCCACACAUUGAAAUGACCUGAAGAGCUUCAAAAACUCUUACCCGGGCCCCUCUGCAGGCCAGUAAUUUCAGAAGCUUUGGGAUGGGCCUGGGCAUUGGUAGAUUGAGAAAUUCCCUAAGCGAUAUCUAGCCAGGCCUGAAAACCACUGCCUAACAGGAUGCUUUUUAUUCUACCCCUUUAUUUCUCUCCUCCUUUUUAAACAAUUUCUAUAUAUACUUAAAUUUUUUAAAAUGUAAGUGUACCCUUAAGUUUGUACCCAUUUCCCACAGCCUCUCCUUUCUUCCUCCUGCCACCUCUGGCCUCCUUCUGCCACAGUAAAGCCCAU
Molecule: messenger RNA, 2487 nt
Organism: Piliocolobus tephrosceles (Ugandan red Colobus)
Lineage: Eukaryota; Metazoa; Chordata; Mammalia; Primates; Cercopithecidae
Gene: WDR13
Product: WD repeat domain 13
Exons: 8
Coding region: 250-1830 (526 amino acids)
Cellular component (GO): nucleus
Molecular function (GO): protein binding; promoter-specific chromatin binding
Source: RefSeq, a predicted model, not a curated record